AGUCUUGCCGGCUCGGGACUGCGAGGGCGCACUUGGAAGCACCAGAGGGUGGGAGGGAGGAGAAGGACUUGUCCACGGGCCGCCGGUCCGACCAGCCGCACCGCGCCACCGCACUCCACGGCCUCGGUCUUGCCGCCUCGGGUAGAAUUGCACGAUUGUUUCCAACACUAAAGAAGUCCGGGGCAAGUGCGGGGCCGGAGCAGACUAUGGCCGUCACGCUUCGGAAUUUACCGUGACGACAGGAAGUGGUCUGCAAAUGGCAGCGCGUGUUUUGAAACGUCUGCGUCGGCCUGGACGCUAGAAAUGCAGGUGUUCGGAGAGAAAGUGAUGGAUUAUGAACAAUGUGACGCGCCCCCUACUGACAACUCCAUCAAAAGAGGAGCUGUGUCCAAGAAGACUCAUUUGACUCAGAUUGAAGUUAUCCCUUGCAAGAUCUGCGGUGAUAAAUCCUCUGGAGUGCAUUAUGGAGUCAUUACAUGUGAAGGCUGCAAGGGAUUUUUCCGGCGUAGCCAGCUGCCCACAGUGUCCUACUCCUGUUCCAGGCAGAGUAACUGUAUCAUCGACCGGUCCAGUCGCAAUCGCUGUCAGCACUGCCGUCUGCAGAAGUGUUUGGCCCAGGGCAUGAGUAAAGAUGCUGUGAAGUUUGGCCGGAUGUCCAAGCGUCAGCGGGACUCUCUCAUCGCUGAGGUGGAGCGACACCGACAGCAGCAGCAACAGCAGCAGCAGCAGCAGCUCCAAAUGGAGGCCCAGCCAGGCCUACCCUACAACGCCAAAGAGCGCCAACAUUGCCCCCCACAGCCCCUUCAACCCAUGACAUCAACCUGCUCCUACACUGGCGACUCUGAGCUGCUGUUCUUCACUUCCGAAGUUCACCCCUACUUGCUGUACUCCCCCAACCAGCCACAAGUGUCUGAUAUGAUCUACAGAAGCUCCGGCGUAUCGCCCUCGUCCAGAGCCCAUGUGAGAGAGGACAACAAUGGACACGCUUCUAUUAGAGGAUUGGAAUCCAGACCGUCCUCACAUGACCCAAUGGCGAUUGAUCCUUAUAAUCAACCAGAGGAUCCCCACUUGCCCUAUCCUCACGCUCUGCGCAAUAUAGAUGAGCUGUGCGACAGAAUUGUGCGCUCCAACAAAGACACCUGUCAGUACCAAGCAGAGGAGCUGCAGGCGCUCAAGUGGAAAAUGUUCAGCAGAGAGGAGAUCCAAGCCUACCAAAGCAAAUCGGUGGAUGAAAUGUGGCAGCACUGUGCCAUCCGGCUGACCGAUGCCGUGCAAUACGUGGUGGAGUUUGCAAAACACAUCCCGGGAUUCCGUCUGCUCAGCCAGAACGACCAGAUCGUUCUUCUCAAGAAUGGUUCUAUGGAGGUUGUUCUAGUGAGGAUGAGUCGCUUCUUCAACACAGAGAACAACACGGUAUUCUUUGAUGGCAAAUUUGCAGGAACUGAAGUCUUCAAGUCUUUGGCGUGUGGUGACUUAAUCGCGGCAGUAUUUGACUUUGCUCACAGCGUGUGUGCUUUAAAGCUCACCGAUCAGCAGGUGGCGCUCUUCAGUGCUUUGGUCUUGAUCAAUGCCGACCGUCCAUGUCUGGAAGACAGAGGCAGAGUGCAGCGAGUGCAAAAAAAUGUGGAGUUAGGUCUCACACAAAUUCUGCACAGGGACAACCGGGACAGUCUAAUGCACAAGUUGUACCAGACAAUGUCCGUGUUACGUUCACUGUGCAGUCUGCACACGGAGAAGUUGCGCUGGUUCAGUCAGCGCUACCCGCUCACCGCCCACUCUCUUUUCCCACCGCUCUAUAAGGAGCUGUUUGCUUCUGAGGCAGAAGUGAUGCUGCUGCCGGGAGCUACACACUGAUGACAACCAAGACCACACACACACACAUUGAAUGAGAUCCAAUACAAUCACUAUCAGAAACUAUGCAAUAAAUAAUUUAUCUGGCUCAGGGUACAACCUGGACUGGUUGACACAAAUGGACCAAAAGCCAUUCACGCCUGUGAACAAUUUAGAGUCUUCAAUUAACAUGCCUGAUCCCAAAAAAAAAAAACCUUCAGAAACUGUCAAUAAAAUCUGAUCAUUACUAUCAUUUUGCUAAAUUCAAAAUAUUUGAUAUGUAUUGGAUCUCAGAAGUUUAUCUGGGUGUAUAUUUUUCGACAGAAUCUAUUUUUAUAUGAUGAAUCAAAAGAUAGCUUGGGAGAACAGAUAAUUCUGUAUUUUGAUAUCUAAACUAUUAGAAUUAUUCCAGAGCUUCUGCUUGAUAAUGUUGUUUCUGAAGACAGUCACGUCUUUGUUUUCUUCACAGUAGGGUUUUGAAAAACUUUUUUUUUUUUUUUUAACUAUUUUGUCUAUUACAACAUAUACAACUUUCAUGAAAUUCACGCGGCAUAUUCAACAUGGUGCUCAGACUGUUAUGAAGUAGCAAAUAUGUCACGUAAACUUGAACGGGAUGUUUAUUGUGGUGAAAGAAAGCUUAGGUUUUCGUUGUCCUUAGCAUUAAAUUCCGCAUUUGAAUCAAACGUGUCGAGGUUAAAAUCUUUCGACAUUUGGUGAGUAAAAAUGCUGACACUGGAAGUACAAGGAAAUGUGUCAACCGCUUUUCUGUUUUGACGGUUAGUAUUAAAAACAUUAAAAAUGUUGAUACAGGGACGAUUCGAUACACUUGAAGUAUUCAAAACUGUUGACAACUAAACGAUAUUGGUUGGCAAUAAUGUUGUCACGUAGACAAAACAAAGGUCGAUUGGGGAAUUGAAAGUGAGUUAAAAAAUAAAUAAAGCCGUGAGUCACUAAGAGAUGAUUAAGAUGAGUCUGACGCAUCACGCAGCUGCUUUUUAUCCGCAGUAAGCAGUUUUGUAAACAAAUGAUUGUGCUGUUACUUUGGCAACUAAUACAGCUUCGCAUUUGUUGUGUUCUUUUUCUCCAACUAUGAAGGGGAAUAUCAUUUAAUGUGCUUUAUCGCUUUAGUGUUUUCAUGCUUGUUUUGUGAAAAUGUUGCUGUUGAGAAUGUGUGUUUUAAUGAGUAAAGCAAAUAAAUCUGAAUAUUGAGCAAC
Molecule: messenger RNA, 3044 nt
Organism: Syngnathus typhle (broad-nosed pipefish)
Lineage: Eukaryota; Metazoa; Chordata; Actinopteri; Syngnathiformes; Syngnathidae
Gene: rorc
Product: RAR-related orphan receptor C
Exons: 13
Coding region: 304-1854 (516 amino acids)
Biological process (GO): regulation of transcription by RNA polymerase II
Cellular component (GO): nucleus
Molecular function (GO): RNA polymerase II cis-regulatory region sequence-specific DNA binding; nuclear receptor activity; zinc ion binding
Source: RefSeq, a predicted model, not a curated record